GAGACUCUGUCUCAAAAAAGAAAAAAAACACACAAAGUAAAAUUACAGUGUGGCUUGCAUUUUAUUUCUGUUGGAGAGCACCACUUUAGAAAGAGACAGUGAGCAGGGAGAUCCUUAUAUCCUUAUAGGAACUAGGAAGAGGAGCCACUGCAGAAAUAAAUUCCGUGAUCCCAGACAAAGUGCUGGCACCAUCUCCUGGGUUUGAGAACCCAUACAGAACAGCGCAGAUUGCUGUUGAGGUCAGCUCCCAGCUCCCUGCCUCAUUCCUCUCUGAUUCCUCUUUUGUUCAGGCACAAAAACACUCCAUCUUGAAACUUUUGUCAUUAUUGCUUUGGUAGAAGGAGACCACAAUUGUUACCUGAGUUUUGAGUUGGGGACAACAGCAUUUCAACGACUAGGAGAUUUCAGGAGAAGCUAGUGGCCAUGAAGAUUCUCAAAAUCAGCAUGAACUUUACUUUUCACUUGUGUUCUUUCAAAGUUUGCUUCGACCCAACAUGUGGUAGAACUUCACCCUGCAAGCAUUUGCUCUUCUCUGGUUUUGUGUCUUUUCCUCCAGAACCGCGUUGUUUUUUGCAUGUUUUGCACGCAGCCAGAGGAAGUCUGGCUCAUCCGAGUCGGCCAGCCGAGCACAUCUGGAAGUGGUUUCUGGGGCCGCCCAUCUCUGCCAGCGCAACUCCUGGGUUCCCAGCACAGAGGUGGAAGAAAUCCGAGACGCUCCAAAGUCAACGCAAGCAAAGGGGAGUGCGGGUCGGGGAGGAAUAUUCAUUUGGAAACUUAAUGUUGGCCUUGGGGUUCUCCAGCCCUUUGGGACUUCCAAUGGGAUCUUAGAAGCAGCAGAAGCAUCGUGAGGGCGGCAGCCCAGGGCCAGCCACGAUUUGAACGCUCUGCCUUGCAGCUCUUCUGGACCGAGGAGCCCAAAGCCCUACCCUCACCAUUCACCAGGUUACGGUUCUUAUCUGAGUGAAUACACAUGGCUCUGUUACGAAAAAUUAAUCAGGUGCUGCUGUUCCUUCUGAUCGUGACCCUCUGUGUGAUUCUGUACAAGAAAGUUCAUAAGGGGACUGUGUCUAAGAAUGAUGCAGAUGAUGAAUCCGAGACUCCUGAAGAACUGGAAGAAGAGAUUCCUGUGGUGAUUUGUGCUGCAGCAGGGAGGAUGGGUGCCACUAUGGCUGCCAUUAAUAGCAUCUACAGCAACACUGACGCCAACAUCUUGUUCUAUGUAGUGGGACUCCGGAAUACUCUGACUCGAAUACGAAAAUGGAUUGAACAUUCCAAACUGAGAGAAAUAAACUUUAAAAUCGUGGAAUUCAACCCGAUGGUCCUCAAAGGGAAGAUCAGACCAGACUCAUCGAGGCCUGAAUUGCUCCAGCCCCUGAACUUUGUUCGAUUUUAUCUCCCUCUACUUAUCCACCAACAUGAGAAAGUCAUCUAUUUGGACGAUGAUGUAAUUGUACAAGGUGAUAUCCAAGAACUUUAUGACACCACCUUGGCCCUGGGCCAUGCAGCGGCUUUUUCAGAUGACUGCGAUUUGCCCUCUGCUCAGGAUAUAAACAGACUCGUGGGACUUCAGAAUACAUAUAUGGGCUAUCUGGACUACCGGAAGAAGGCCAUCAAGGACCUCGGCAUCAGCCCCAGCACCUGCUCUUUCAAUCCUGGUGUGAUUGUUGCCAACAUGACAGAAUGGAAGCACCAGCACAUCACCAAGCAAUUGGAGAAAUGGAUGCAAAAGAAUGUGGAGGAAAACCUCUAUAGCAGCUCCCUGGGAGGAGGGGUGGCCACCUCCCCAAUGCUGAUUGUGUUCCAUGGGAAGUACUCCACAAUUAACCCCCUGUGGCACAUAAGGCACCUGGGCUGGAAUCCAGAUGCCAGAUAUUCGGAGCAUUUUCUGCAGGAAGCUAAAUUACUCCACUGGAAUGGAAGACAUAAACCUUGGGACUUCCCUAGUGUUCACAACGACUUAUGGGAAAGCUGGUUUGUUCCUGACCCUGCAGGGAUAUUUAAACUCAAUCACCAUAGCUGAUAUAACUCUACCCUUAAAAUAUUCCCUGUCUAGAAAUGUGGAAUUGUCUCUUUGUAGCCAACUAUAACAUUGUUCUUUAUGAACAUUACGUUUGAUACAGAUGAGCCACAAUAUAAAAACCAAAAACUACUGUGUGCAAAUUAUACCUUGGACCAUAUAGGCAUUGACUGACUUCUUUAAGUACAUGUGUUAACUAUGGAAAUCGAGAUUAUGUGACUGAAAAACAUAAAGGAACAGACCCAUCUAGAUACCAGUAAUCAAUCUGCUUAAUUCUGAAUAACAAUUAUAUCCACAAAUUUUUAAAACUUCUAAAUGUAUUUUUCACAUGUAGAUCUUUUUAACAGGUUGCCAAUCUUUUCUUUUAUAAAACUAUUGCAUUUAAAAUAUGGAUGUCUGAAAAAUAAAAUAUUCAUCAUUUUUA
Molecule: messenger RNA, 2441 nt
Organism: Macaca mulatta (Rhesus monkey)
Lineage: Eukaryota; Metazoa; Chordata; Mammalia; Primates; Cercopithecidae
Gene: GLT8D2
Product: glycosyltransferase 8 domain containing 2
Cellular component (GO): Golgi apparatus
Molecular function (GO): glycosyltransferase activity
Source: RefSeq, a predicted model, not a curated record